AUGACUGUGAAACGACACGAACAUCUGAGACUUGCUCCUAGCUGCCCCGGUGUGACGACCCUGAGAGGCCCUUCUGCUGCUGAGGCCUCCAGGGACCCAAAGGAGCUGCUCCUGUGGACUGAGGACUGUCGCGGGGUGUGUGCAGCUGUGACUCAGGGACCCCCAGAAGUCCCCCUGCCUCAGGGACCCCCAGGAGCCUCAGAGCAUGUACUUGCAGCCAUUGUUCCCUCCUCCACCUCUCGCUGUGGUCACUUGGAGUCGCAGGGUUGUCUGCACACGUCGUCCGGGAUUGUGACAUGUGACAUCACAGAGCGUGACAUCACAGAGCGCCCCGUCGCAGGUGGAGGAGCCUGA
Knipowitschia caucasica is the source of this 354-nucleotide messenger RNA. NCBI's taxonomy places the organism in Eukaryota, Metazoa, Chordata, Actinopteri, Gobiiformes, Gobiidae. The record is from the annotation of a GenBank genome assembly.